This is a messenger RNA of Formica exsecta, 3326 nucleotides long. It is a transcript of the gene Task7, whose product is annotated as two pore potassium channel protein sup-9. The record is from RefSeq and is a predicted model, not a curated record. Gene Ontology annotation, biological process: potassium ion transmembrane transport; stabilization of membrane potential. Bases 339 to 1352 code for a protein of 337 amino acids. Gene Ontology annotation, molecular function: potassium ion leak channel activity. Gene Ontology annotation, cellular component: membrane. The transcript has 5 exons. NCBI's taxonomy places the organism in Eukaryota, Metazoa, Arthropoda, Insecta, Hymenoptera, Formicidae.
GUUAGCGAUCAAUACUCGGGCGUAGAGUAGCGUGCAGCGGUAGUUGUUGUCUUGCGAGUAUUGUGCCAACUCUCGUGGCAUCCCGAUCUCUCAGUGCGCUCCGCGUGAUAUGCCGUAUAAACCUUCUGCAUGGGCGUCUAUUUAUCCGGUGCGAGAUAAAUAUUUAUUCGCGCGACGUGUGCACGGGACGUGCUCCCGUAUAAAUGUCGCGUGUCGCGGGGAACGUUGCCGUCAAGGGAAAUCUCGGGGAACUCGUUGAACGCGCGACUGUUGAAUUUUUUAUUCUGUAGCGCGCUUACGUGCGCGCGGUAUUCUCUCGGAGGGACAAAACGGCGAAGAUGAAGAGGCAGAACGUCAGGACACUGUCACUGGUGGUGUGCACGUUUACGUAUCUCCUCGUUGGCGCCGCGGUGUUUGACGCCCUGGAAUCGGAUACUGAGAGGAAACGCUGGGAAUUUCUCUCGGAGAUACGCCGUAAUAUGAUGAAGAAAUAUAACAUUACACCGGAGGACUACAAGAUGGUCGAGAUCGUGAUAAUAGAAAAUAAACCUCACAAAGCUGGGCCGCAGUGGAAGUUUGCGGGUGCCUUCUAUUUUGCCACUUUAGUAUUAGCCAUGAUUGGUUACGGACAUUCCACUCCGGUGACCAAGCCCGGAAAAGCGUUCUGUAUGGUAUACGCGAUGGUGGGAAUUCCGUUGGGACUGGUAAUGUUCCAAAGCAUCGGCGAGAGAUUAAAUAAGUUUGCAUCGGUCGUGAUCAGGCGGGCGAAGACGUAUCUUAGAUGUCAGAAGACUGAAGCGACGGAGAUGAAUCUCAUGCUGGCGACCGGCCUGCUUUCGAGUAUAAUUAUCACAACGGGCGCCGCUGUGUUCUCGCGAUACGAAGGUUGGAAUUACUUCGACAGUUUUUAUUACUGUUUCGUGACGCUCACCACCAUAGGCUUUGGCGACUACGUCGCUCUUCAGAACGACCAAGCGCUUUCCAACAAACCUGGAUAUGUGAUCUUGAGUUUGGUCUUCAUCCUCUUUGGUUUGGCUGUAGUCGCUGCCAGCAUUAACUUGCUCGUGUUGCGCUUUAUGACAAUAGACAGCGGUGAAGCGCGUCGCGACGAUAGCGAGCUGGUUUCCGCCUCGCACCAUGUUUUAACGUUAGACGGCGAGGUUGUGGCGGUAAACGGUAAGCUUCUGGCCAACCAGGUGCCAAUCGUGCACGACACGGACGAUUGCGUAAGCGUGUGCUCCUGUACCUGCCUCGGUCCGGCGACCUCCGAGUUGCUGGAUCCUUCAGGGUAUCAGGGCUACCGGCCACCCCCGAUCUCUGCCAGUCUCCGAGUGAAACGCGCAUCUGUCUGAUGGAGGGAGUUUCGUCGUCGCAGCUUACGUCGUCGACUUUCGAGGGCCGACAGCCGGGAGCUGCUCGGUAUCGACGUGUAAGGGUCGAUUUUCACCGCAAAACUUUCCGAGAGAGGAUCACUGCGCGCUGUGAUACAUCCGCAGGGAACGAUUCGUAAGAUUCUCACCUUUUGCGGAGAGUAAAAUUUAAAAAAGACAAAAAAAAACCGACAACAUCUUCCCGAUGUGUUUGAUACAUGUGUAAUAAGGACACUGACUGUUAAUCGUUGUUCGACAUCGUCGAAGGCUUGCCGGAGAUGCUUGGACAAUGUGUUCCUGCUACAUUUCUUCCCGAUGUUGUACCGAUAUGUAUAUCCACGAAGUUGAUGCAUUUUGAUAAUUAAUGUUGAUCGACCGUAUCGAUUUCCGAUACGUGUAUGUUGUAUGUGUAAUCCGAGUGUUAUAUAGACUCGAUUUUUAUGUCAGAUGAAAAUGAUGAACGGCAUUGUAUAAUUGUCGUUUUAAUUCAUAAACAUUCAUACAGAACGCUAAUUGUCUGGAUAUUCGAGUGGUGACCCUUGCAAUAUCGUAUCCUAGCAAAAAUGGAAUAUCCCAGUACCUCAAAUGUAACAUAUACGAGCUCAGAUGCGGAUUAUCGGAUAGAUGAUCGCGUAUUUAUAAAUUAUAGUAUUAUCAAUGUUGUAUUAAUAUGUAUGUGAAGUAAAAGUAUAGAUUGGCUUCCACAGCCUAGAGAUUUUCAAAUUUAACAAUGCCAAUGUGACAAUUGAAAACUAUUGUCUCAUUCUCUUCACAUAAAAAAAAAUUUAGUAUAAUAAUUAUAUUUAUUAUUUAUCUAAGAAAUUAUAUUCUCUUUAUUUUAUUAUAAAUUAGCGCAUUUUUGGAUAUUAUAAUCCAAUAUUUUAAUCCACGGAUGAGAUUUAAAAAUUUCUUCUCUUCCCGUUCAAAAUAUUUUCUGCUGUGGAAUGUAUUUGAGAAUCUCUCGGCCAGAAUCGUGCAGAAUCGCACGAACUAUACAUAUGAAUAUAAAUACAAUAGAACAAUAUUCUGGCCUGAAUAGCAUAAUAUUAUAUACAUAUUUCCAUAUUUAUAUCCGUAAAUGUAAAGAAAUGUCGCCUCAAGAAAUUUGACAUGAUCAUUUAUGUAAUUGCAGAUUGCAAACGUGGAGGGUAACGCAAGUUGUAUUUUUUUAAGACGUUUAUAAAAUAAAAUAGAAAACGCCGAAAGAGAAAAGAGAAGAAAAAAGUGAAAAGAAAAGGGAGGGAAAGGAUAUACCGGGAAGACUGAUAGCUCAAAUUCUCUUCAAAUCAACUGUAGUUAUUACUUUUUUUAAAGAAAAUCUUUUUUUUCUUGUGAUUCAGUUGCGUUAAUAUCUUUCAAAAAGUAUUCUUUAAUAGGUUUGAUCUUUGCGAUGUUGUAACAAAUAAUGCAACAAACAUCAGACACAACAAUAUAAAAGUAAUUUAAUUCUUCAGACACAUAUUAAUUGUUUAUUAACAAUCAAAAGUGGACGUUGUAUUUAAAUUCUUUGUAUUUACGUUGUAGUUUUAAUAACUUGCGUUAAAAUUGUGUGAUAAAAUAUGAGUCUAAUUACAGAUAAAAUUGGUCACCGACUGGGAGGGAAUGCUUCCUUUGUUAUAUGCCUUGUUAUAUUUCAUCAAUUAGAAAAUACGUAAUCAUGAUCGUUGUGAUUAAUAUACGCACAAGUUGUAAUAAUGUUCAAAAAUUAGUUUCACAUGAGAAAAAGUUCAAGCUAACAAUAAAACGUAUUUAAUAUCAUUAAAAUUCAAUUCUUUUCAAGACGUAUCGUAAUGUGCACAGUAUUUAAAAGUGCGCACACGUUCACGCAGAAUAAAAAUAGGCAAACCGCUCUAAGCAAUGCGAUAGAUGAUUAUUGUAAUAUUAUUAUAAGAUUUAUCCUAUAUGCCCCUGUAUAUUUUUUAAUGUGAAUACAUUUUUAAUAAACACAAAUACAAC